CCCCUGCAGCUGGCCAAACGGGCCGCCGUCUCCGGAGCCAGGAGGGGAACUGCAGAGCCUGAUGUUCCAGCGCGACCCCCGGGGCGGGACUCAGAGACUCUUUUGAGCUACUUGGGUGUUCCUUGCGUCCAGGCUCCUGCGGAGGCAGAAGCCACCUGCGCCGCCCUGGUGAAGUCUGGGCAUGCCUGGUGUGCAGCCACGGAAGACAUGGACGCCCUCCCCUUUGGAGCCGGGCGCCUCCUGCGGCAUCUUGCCGUUAAGAACAGCCAUCUGGAAGAGAUCUCCUUGCCCGUUGUCCUGCAAAAGCUGGGGAUGACUCAGGAGCAGUUUGUGGAUCUCUGCAUCCUGCUGGGCUGCGAUUACUGCGACAAAAUCCGAGGGCUGGGUCCAAAGAAGGCGCUGAAGCUGCUGCGGCGCCACGGAAGCAUCGAGCAGGUCUUGCGGAAUACCAGCCGUGAGAAGCACCCCGUGCCAGGCAGCUGGUGCCUGGAGGAGACACGGCGGCUCUUUCUGCAGCCGGAGGUGACGGACCCAGGCCGGGUGGUGCUGGAGUGGAAGGAGCCUGACGAGGAGGGCUUGGUGCGCUUCCUCGCGCACGAGAAGUGCAUGAAAGAGAGCCGAAUUCGGGGUCGAAUGAAGAAGUGGCGGGACACCUGCCUGAAGCUCAGCGAGCCCCAAUGUUCAGCCUCCAGGAAAAAGGGCAGACCGAGGAAGGCACAACAGACAGUGACGGGUUUCUUCCCAGUGCAGAAACGUCCAAACAAGGCAUCCACCCCCCAGCCUGCCAGGAAGAAGCAAAAAUGCCAAGAGCUGCCUGAAAUGGCCCCAGGGAUUUGAAUGAGCGAUUCCCUUUGCUCCACCUUGCACCAGACCCCUUGCAGUCAAGACCAUCCUUGUUCCAGGAAAGCCCUCUGCAGACCGGUGUCCUUCAACACGCACGGGCAUUGAUACCAGCAAGGGGGACGCUGGCCCUGCACAUAUGGCAUGGUCUCUCUGAAUGAGCGGUUCAGAAUCAGUGUCUUACAGCUGAGCAAAAUCAGCAAAGAGGUUGAUGCCACCUUAAAAACUCACCCAUGUUUUGUAACAUAUGUUUUCAUCGCCUACAGCUACCUGGAUCAAGCACGUGGAAAAUUAUCUUAAAAGACCAUUGCCAUGCUUUGCCCCCUUUGUUAUGGGGAGACCAUAAAAGGAGAGGUCAGGAGGAUAUCUUUUCUCUCUUCUCUUCCUCCCCACCCAUUGAAAUGACAGUCUGGUUUCUACAUAAUAUGUCUAUCUUAAAAUCAUGCUCUAUGCAUUUGAUGAUCUCUAGCCCCAUAAAGGUGAUGCGUAAGAAAUGUGUGCCUUUUGAGAGGCUGUAAGACUCUGUUGCUUUUACUGCAACAGACAAACCUGCCAUUUUAAUCCCCUGGGGAAAGGAAGAUUGGACCUUAUUCUUUCGUGGUGUCCUUCCUUCUAGAGACUUUUAUGAUUUCUUUUUCCUACCAACAUUAAUCUCAAAGGCAUCGGGGUAGAGGGUUAGAAAAGACAAGACGAUGGACACUUCUGGUUAGUGUAGGAAGUGUUUCCCCUUCAUUUUGUUCUGUCCCUUCCAAGGUGUCUUGGCAACAGCUGGUGACAAACCAAACCAACAAUUGGAUUUUAUAUUUUAAAAAUGGGGACAAUCUGUCAUUACAUGUGUCUUUGUCCCAACAGUACUUGAUGUGUAAUGAAACCAGCAAAGCCCAACUUACUGGGUGCUCCUAAAGUUCCUACCAAAUUGUAAUUUUUAAUAUGGCAGAAAAAGAAAACUACUAAAUAUAUGACUGGAGGUGAUUUAUAUUAGCUUUGUCAGUUUUAAUUACACUAAAAUGUAAAUUAAAUCACAUUUAGUUUUGUCCUGGCCAUAUCCACUACCUUUGGAGUACAAUCAUGGUAUCCCACUCAAAUGCUGACUGGGCCUUAGUUGGAAAGGAACUGCCUGGCCGAAGGACUGGCCUUGCUUUCUGAGAAGGCCCAAAGGUUCUUUCCAGGCUGUGCUCAGCUGUCUCGGGGAUUUCUUGUUCUUCUGGUAACGUCACGCUUGAGAGUCAGCCAAGUCUGUAAUGACAGGCUCAUAAGGACUCCCGUGAGGGGGGGAGGACUAAAAUAUGUCCAUACAACUCUACUAUGGCAGUCUGCAAAUUGUUUCUUUAACAGAUUUUUCAUCACUAUGGACAGUGACCUUUUGUAGCUACAGUCCUCCAGGUGGAAUUCUGGGAGUUAGUCCAACACAUCUGGAGGGCACUAGGAUGGGGAAGGUAACUCCAAGAGGGAUGUUACCUUCCAGAUUCUGAGCUGCCUAUUUUUUCCUUCUUGUUUUUUUUCAAACAUUGGAUAGGGAUUUGGGUUAUUUUAUGCUCAGAAAGAUGGACUUGAACCUCCCUGGUGACCUUCUCAAAGAAUAUUCCUUCAGACUGGAAAAGAUCAGUGUCUAUACCUAUAAUGAGAAAGGGAGGUGCAGGGACUUCUGGGGAAGAAUGGUGGACUGAAGACAGCUCUGCAAAAAGCAGAGCCGACAUGUGCAGCAAAAGACAGGGAGCCAAUGACUAGAUUGGCUCCUUCGACCCUCUCUGGAUAAAGAGAGGAUGCAAGAUUGUCCAAGCUAUGCUCCAUGCGGUUGCUUCUCACGAGGAGAAUGCAAAGCAGCAAUCUUCAGAGGGUAGAAGAAUCAGGAGCCAAGGGAAUUUGCCAUACUUGCUCCAGCUGCAAACAGAGCCUUUUCAAAAGACCCUAAGUUUGCACUCCCCUUGCCAACUGUUUUUGGAAAUUGCCUAUUAACUGCUUUAAAGAAGUUAGACACCUCCAAAAUGGCAAGGCUGGAAAUACACUGGGUGAAUGCCUUCAAUCUUUAAUACAAGAAAAUGAAGAUGUAUUUUUAUAAUCUUUAAGAAUUUAAAAUAAACAGCAAAAGCAA
Messenger RNA from Python bivittatus (Burmese python), 2932 nucleotides. NCBI's taxonomy places the organism in Eukaryota, Metazoa, Chordata, Lepidosauria, Squamata, Pythonidae. The record is from RefSeq and is a predicted model, not a curated record.